This is a messenger RNA of Melampsora larici-populina 98AG31, 903 nucleotides long. RefSeq lists its product as uncharacterized. Lineage: Eukaryota; Fungi; Basidiomycota; Pucciniomycetes; Pucciniales; Melampsoraceae. The coding region runs from base 1 to 903 and encodes 300 amino acids. The transcript has 7 exons. The record is from RefSeq and is a predicted model, not a curated record.
AUGUUUGCUAAAGACAUUGAUUCACGAGUAAAGUUUAGUAACCCGCAAACUCCCACAUUGGAAGACCACCGCAUCGAACCAUCUCAGGCCUGCCAACACCAAGAUGAUAGGUCUCUAUUGCCCAUAGCUCGAACCGGCAGUCACCGGGCAAGCGCGCAAACAACUCCCUUCGGGCAGCCACCCAGUUGGAAGGAGAUGGUCUCGAAUGAGCACCCACAGACCCAAGAUUAUGGGACGGAUGAUGGGUUGAUCAUAUUUGCAAAUCCUCUCCCGGUGCCAACCAAGAAAGUCUUUGAAAUGAUGGCCAAUUAUUGUACAUUAGAUGCAGAAUACCGCGCCUUUGCGCUGUCCCAAUCUGAGGUGUUUGGCAAGAAUAACCGACAUCUCGCAGGAGCAACCACCCAGUCAUUGACUUUGAUGGAGAUAUUGCGGCUCCAAACCAAGAUGGAUUUGCUCACGGGACAAGUAGCAACGUUGUCCCUCAUGGGUGUGAUUAACUCCAUGGCACUUAAAUUACUGUUUUCUCCGCUACUGGACUCGUAUACUGCGCUUGAAACAACUCCAGAAGGUUACCUCCCCAAUUUGCUGUUUAAUACACUCAAGCUUUUGGUGGGUAUCCAUGACCCUAAAACCAAGGAGCUUGUUACCAUCCCCGUUCCGACCAUCAAAAACCUGGUACAACGAGUUGCUGUUAGAUGUGGUGAGGCUAAGGAUAAUGCCCAAGUUGAAGAGGUGUGGGCCAAAACGGAUCAUGCCAUGCGGGCACGUAUUGCUUACCUGCUGAUUCUGGACGAGGAUUGCCAGCUUUUUGACGGGAAGACCUGGUUUAAAACUCUGAAAGCGGAGAAGAUUGCACGAAACAAGGGGCUCGAUUUGCCUUCCGAGGCGGACAUCAUUGCAUGA